Messenger RNA from Sander lucioperca (pikeperch), 697 nucleotides. RefSeq names its product multidrug and toxin extrusion protein 1-like. The record is from RefSeq and is a predicted model, not a curated record. The transcript is spliced from 2 exons. Bases 114 to 380 code for a protein of 88 amino acids. Lineage: Eukaryota; Metazoa; Chordata; Actinopteri; Perciformes; Percidae.
AAGUAACUGCAGUAAAUUCAGUAUAAUAGUCAAUGUCCCUGUAGACCAACAACAUGUAUUUCAUUUUGAAAUAUGCACUUUAAACCGCUGUCCUAAUUGUGUAUGAGCAGGCAAUGGUGAGGGCAGGAGUCCAGGUCACAGAAAAGAAAGAAGUUCUGGCAAUGGAAAAUGAGGGAGAUGCCCACAUUGUUCGGAGAGAGUCCCAAAUUGACAUCACUUCAUCUGAUUUCCUGAGCUGUGAGGAGACGGCCGACGCUGCGGUACCACAGCCUCUGUCGGUCAGGCAGCUGGUGGUGCGUCGUGGCCUGACCGUGCUCUUCAUGGUGCUCAUCCUCGCAGCGGGGAUACUCACCAGCCAAAUGCUUCUCAAACACAAAUGACCGACAAUAUACUGCUGGCUGUCUCACAACUGUGUGGUUUGGGUUAAGUGCUACAUCACAUAGUAAUAGACAGUGGUGGAAUUUAACCAAAUAGGCCUACAUUUACUCAAGUAACCUACUGUACUUAGUACAAUUUUGACAUAGCCUACUUGUAUUUCACUUGAGUUUUUUCAUUUCCUGCUACUUUCUGCUCUUACUCCAAUACAUUUGAGAGGCAAAUAUUUUACUUUGACUUUACUAUAUUUAUUUGACACUUAGAGUUAGUAGUUACUAUACUACUAAUCUACCCAGUAGUAUACAGAAUAUAUAAAAUUGGA